AUGGCUCUUCGUCAUAUUAUAUGGCUUCCCUUCUUUCCUUGCUUCGACAAGCCACCAUCGCCGCAAUCGGAUUGUGAGCUCACGGAAGCUGAGGUACCGCUUGUUCCCCGAGACAAGCUGAGCGCGAAGCUCGCUGAUGAUCAAGAGAAGAGGGUGAAGAUGAGGGUGAGAGUGAAGAUGACGAAGGAAGAAGCAGGUCGAUUGCUCUCCAAGUGUAACCAGAGCGGGCUCCUGGAGUUCAGGGAUGUUGCUCGAGAACUCACGCGGAUCCCAGUUAGUCGCAUCAGUGUCGAGCCUGCGCCUGCUCGAGAAGUAGAUCAUACAGCUCCUGAAAGUAUCCCUGAGGAAGAUGACAUCAAAAGAUGGUAAACCGUUAAUGCUCCCCAAGAUGCAUC
Molecule: messenger RNA, 395 nt
Organism: Eucalyptus grandis
Lineage: Eukaryota; Viridiplantae; Streptophyta; Magnoliopsida; Myrtales; Myrtaceae
Exons: 1
Coding region: 1-369 (122 amino acids)
Source: RefSeq, a predicted model, not a curated record